This is a messenger RNA of Gryllus bimaculatus (two-spotted cricket), 3015 nucleotides long. NCBI's taxonomy places the organism in Eukaryota, Metazoa, Arthropoda, Insecta, Orthoptera, Gryllidae. The record is from the annotation of a GenBank genome assembly.
AUGGGUGGGGAAGAUGACCAGAAGGAAUGUUUCGUGGAUUUGCUUUAUGUCAACGUCAAGAAGCCUGUUAUUUUCAAUCCUCCAGGGAGAAUGGCGCGCGCGACGUGGGUGGCGCGGUUGGCGCGGUUGGCGCUGGCGCUCGCGGCGCUCUUGGAACCAGCGGCCCUCGCGCGGGCCCAGGGACUGCCCGCCUCGCCCUGCCCGGCCAUCUACUCCUACGAGACUGUCGGCCUCAUCCGCCUGCUCACCCCGCCCAGGUACGCGGAGGUGCGGCUGGUGGCGCGGCUGAGCUCGCCGGUGGCCGUGCAGCGCAACGAGGUGGGCGAGCUGUUCGUGAAGGGCGGCCGCGACGCCGCCAUGGAGGCCACGCGCAGCGUGCUGGCCAGCCGCCGCCACGUGCUCGAGUACCAGCUGCGCUUCCCGCCGGGCAAGCCCGUGCCCACGCUGCUGGCGCUCGCCUCGUUUCUCAACACGGGCGUCAACGACGCACCGCAAGUGAGGGGCCAAGACUUCGGCGCCGUGAUGGGCGGAAGCGGGGGCGGGGGCGGCGGAAUAUUCGUUGGCGGGGGCCCAAUCGGAGGCGGAGGGGGGUUGCAAGGGGGGCUGUUCGAGCCCGAACCCUUCGACCCACAGCCCCAGCCCCCUCCUCCUCCGCGGCCCCCGCAGCCCCGCCCCACGCCACACCCCGCCGCGCGACCGACGACGCGCCCGCCGCCCAUGCUGCCGCCCCCUGAUCCAGAACCAAUUGAACCAGAGCCAUGGCUUGAUCCUGUGACUACUCGAAGACCUCAACCACCAUCUCGACCUUCCCCUCCACCUGCACAAGGUGAAGUGGAUCCCACUAACUGUGGAACGGCUUCGCUGCCAAAUGCACUGGUUGUAUUUGGAUUUGAAGCCGAGAAAGGUCAAUGGCCUUGGCAGACAGCUAUAUUUAGAAAUAAUGAUACAGUAAGUAGCAGUGUAACAUUGAAUUUCCAAUGUGGAGCUGCCCACUGUGUUGUUGUAGUGAAAGAAAGGAAAAAGAUACAAUUAAUUUCAAAUAAUGACCUCUUGAUAUCACUAGGUAAAUACAACAUAAGAAGUUGGGCAGAGGCUGAGCAGCAAUUUAAAGAGGUUCAAAAAAUUACAAUCCAUCCCGAGUAUGAUCCAGAAAUCCUGAGAAAUGACUUGGCAAUCAUACAUUUGUCUACUACAGUGGUAAUAAAUAAAUUUGUAAAGCCAAUUUGUCUGUGGGAUCGAAAUCCUGAUUUAUCUCCAGUUGUAGGAGAAGUGGGAACGGUUGGAGGUUGGGGGAGGGAUGAAACUGGAAGUCUCUCCGACAAGCUCCGAAUCGCUAGAAUGCCCAUCGUGUCACAAGAGACUUGUUUACGUUCAGAUAACCACUUCUACAUAAAAUACACCUCGGAGAACACAUUUUGUGCUGGUUUUAGAAAUGGUACAACUGUAUGUAAUGGAGACAGUGGUGGGGGAUUAAAUAUUAGAUUGGCUAAUCCUGAACAAGGAAAUCAAAGAACAUGGUAUCUUCGUGGUGUAGUGAGUUUAAGCAUGUUGGAAGUGGGUGAUCAAACUUGUGAUUCCCAUAAUUAUGUUGUGUUCACAGACGUUGCAAAGUACAUGUCUUGGGUGUUUCAACAACUUAAUUAACAUAAUUUGGAAAUAGAAAUAGAAAUGUAAAAAGUUAUUUCCUUCCAACUGGCAUUUCAACAAUUUUCAUACUCUCUUCUCCUUGACUAUGUUACUGUUCAUACAUGGAUGCACUUCAGCAUGUAAUUUGAUAAUAUUCCUAAUUCACAAAAAAUUAAAGAAAUAACAAUUACAUAAUUGAACAUACAAUAGGCAAUAAAUUAACUUAUUAUGUACAUGCCACAUAAUGUGAAAUGCGUAUAAACAUAAAACUUGGUAAAGGUAAGUUCUUGUAAAAGUUCCAUCAAUUUAAUAAAGUGAAAAAUCUAGACUAUUUCUGAUAUGAUAAAUUUCCACCUUUGUUACAUUUACACGUGGACCAGUUCAACAGAUGUUUGAAUCUAGUCACUAUCACAAUUCUGAAUAAAAUUAGGUGUUAACAGGAUGUAGAACAUACUUCCAGUUUGUGUUUUAUCACUUUAAAAUGGUAUGUUUUAUGGUACCUAGUAUUUUAUGGUAUCUUUAAAAAAUCACAGAAGUAUUUAUUUUGUAGGCUACAAAUCAACUUUGUAUGAGAUUAUUUUGAGAAAUUUCUAUUCAUUUCAUUGUUAACUUUGUUAACUUUUGUCCAAAAAAUAAAAAAAAUGGCAAUGCUAGUGUACAUAUGAAAGUAUCCAUUUUAUUACUUCAGCUCAAAAAAUAGAGAAUAUAAAAUAAACGUUUAUAAUUUUUUAAAUAUAUAUUUUUGUUAUUUAGAAUUACUAAACAUUGUUGUUACCCAAAUAAUAAGUUUGGAUGUUUCCUUGAAAAAUACUCACUCUUUGACUGAGUUGAGUGCACUUGAGAUGUGUGACAGUGGGGGAUGGAAGAAGUAGAAUGAAUUAAGAAAAGUUGUGUUUUUGUGGGGUAAAAGGCAGUGUGUGCAUUUAUAAAGCAGAACACCACUCAUUUGGGGCAGAUGAAGAAAAGAACAAGAGAGGCCAGAGACCAAAAAUAAUACCUUUGUUCAUUCAAAUAAUAAAUUUCUUCCAUUAAACACUUCCAUUUGACCCAAUAUUCUUAAUUUGAGUGCUAUGGUGUACUCAUACUAUUUCAUAUCCUUGACAGGUGAGGAUUGAUUGUUAAAAUGAAGACAUUUUUCUAGUCUGCAAUUGCAACAUUCAUUACAUUUGAAAUUCGUAGUCAAUUGUUUAAUUGAAAAUAAAAGCUUUAUUUAUUAUUUAUUUAUUAUCUAAAUUACAAAAGUGGGUCACAUUAUUAAAACUUAACCUUGAAAACAUGUAUCUAGGAUGCAACUAAAAUACACUAAUGGGUAUGAAUGUCUCUAUACUAAAACCAGUGGGGCUACAACAACACAUUCUUUCUCAUAUUAUUUGAAAUUGUAUACAUGAC